UCUUGACAUUUGUGUUUAUACCUGGACGUAACAGACAGGCGGCAACAUCACCAAACUUCACUCAAAUUUAACCUUAUGUUUAAGUAGUGAUAUUUUGUUAUUUCUAUUUUCUUGCGGAGGAACCAGUGGGUUAAGCUGGUCUGUGCCAAGUUUUCUGUUUUGCUGGUGUUCAUAUUACGAACAGCGUGCUGUUUUUGACGGAGGUCAGCGGCUUUCCAGUUGAAGCCAGUCAACUGACAAGAUGCUUGCCUCGGGUAGGACCGUGUCCUACCGGCUGCUGAGGCCAACCGCGUGGCUUCCUCUCCGGCUGAGCUCCGAGCGGACGGCCGCUAGCUCCCCGCAGAAAGAGUUGAUCAAGAAACAUGAACAGGAUGAGCUUCGCCCCCUCUACAUGGACUUCCAGGCAACCACUCCCAUGGAUCCUCGGGUGCUGGAUGCCAUGUUGCCGUACCAGGUGAAUUACUACGGUAACCCUCACUCCAGAACGCAUGCCUACGGCUGGGAGAGUGAAUCUGCCAUGGAGACCGCUAGGAAGCAGGUGGCUGAUCUGAUUGGAGCCGAUCCCAGAGAGAUCGUUUUCACCAGCGGAGCCACAGAGUCCAACAACAUGGCUAUCAAGGGUGUAGCCCGGUUCUACAAGGCCAAAAAACGUCAUGUGAUCACCACUCAGACCGAACAUAAGUGCGUCCUAGACUCGUGUCGGAUUCUGGAGUCCGAAGGAUUCGAUGUUACUUACCUGCCGGUCCAGAAGAACGGCUUGCUGGACCUAGAGUUGUUGGAGGCCUCCAUCCGUACUGACACCUCUUUGGUGUCGGUGAUGACCGUGAACAACGAGAUUGGAGUCAAGCAGCCCAUCAAGGAGAUUGGACAGAUUUGUCGCUCAAAAGGAGUCUUCUUCCACACUGAUGCUGCUCAGGCCGUUGGGAAGAUUCCCAUCAGCAUCUCUGACUGGAAGAUCGAUCUGAUGUCCAUCAGCGGUCACAAGAUUUACGGACCCAAAGGUGUGGGUGCGUUGUACGUGCGUCGCAGGCCAAGGGUGCGUUUGGAGCCAAUACAGAAUGGUGGCGGACAGGAGAGGGGGCUGCGCUCUGGCACUGUCCCCACCCCACUGGCUGUUGGACUGGGAGCGGCCUGUAGCAUUGCCCAGAAAGAGAUGGAGUAUGAUCAUCAGCGGGUGUCCAUGCUGGCUAGUCGUCUGGUCCAGAAGAUCAUGUCUGAGAUUCCUGAUGUCAUCAUGAAUGGAGAUCCAGAACAGCGUUACCCUGGCUGUAUCAACCUUUCUUUUGCCUACGUGGAGGGCGAGAGUCUGCUGAUGGCACUGAAGGAUGUUGCUCUGUCAUCAGGGAGUGCAUGUACUUCAGCGUCUCUGGAGCCGUCGUACGUCCUCAGAGCUAUUGGAGCAGAUGAAGAUCUGGCUCACUCUUCCAUCAGGUUUGGUAUUGGCAGGUUCACCACUGAAGAAGAGGUUGACUACACAGCAGAGAAAUGCAUCGAGCAGGUCCGCAGACUCAGAGAGAUGAGUCCUCUGUGGGAGAUGAUUCAGGAAGGUAUCGACCUGAAGAGCAUCAAGUGGACGCAGCAUUAGAUUUCUCCCACUUCUUGCCCACUUCGACAUGAUAGUUUCCAAAAGACUGAGGGAACAGACCAGCUUUUUCUUCCUGUAAACAAACACGCACAAACUCCCUGUCGGACUUGAAGUCUGUCUGUAGCUGUAGCUCAGUGUCUCUGUAGAAGCUCCUCCAGUUGCUCUCUCAGGAGAUGUUGCUCAGACAGUUGACCAACGCACAGCAAUCUCUUCUUUUUCUUCUGUUGCCCAGAAGGUUGCUUCUUUAUCUCAGAUGAAACGUUUACAGAGGCUGUGACACGCUCUGAGAUCUAAGAUGACAUUCAUGAGAAGUACAUCCUCUUUAUUUGUCUCAAACAAAAUCUGGUAUUGAUUGUGCGACAUAUCCAUCAGUGGCUAAUUUGGGGCUUUGAUGAACAAAGACUGCCCGCAAAAAAAAAUUUGAGACAGACAUCCAGGACCAUGUUUUCACAGCAGGGCUACUCAAACAAAGCAGUUAUUCAGAAUACAAUAGUAAAAGAUAUACCAGUCGGCACAUGUCAUAUUUUUUAAUAAAGGUUAGGGGAAAACAAAUUUGUGGGCACACACACAAACCAAAACAAUUGGUUGUAAUGUGAAAAAGGAAAAAAAAAACUCUCUCUAUGACUAAGAAGAAACCCUUUUAUACUUACUCAUAUGUCUCUGUCCUUAUUAUUUUUUUCUAAAAACAUUGCAGCACUGUAAUCAACUAUGCAUCCAUCGCACAAUCUGAUAUGCAUCAGUAUCUGUGACCAAGAUUUGUCUAAAACUGGUCUUGCACAGUGUGACAGACAUGCAGUAAAUGGCACAGAGGCGCUUUUAAUCUGACUCUUUAGGUGAUCUGACUCCACUUAAUCUAACAUCUUGAUGACUGGUAUCAUGAAGCUGGUUAACAGACAGCUUAGUUUACACUUGUUUCCCUAAUGCGCUCGUGAGCGUAUCUGGGAAAUGGAAGUUACACGCAGUACAGUCCAAAUCAUGAAGUGGUCAAUGUGGCAAGGAACAGUGAAACUUGUAUUACUGAGUAGCAAAUGGUGAUAUUAAGCAGGUUAAAAUGCAACAUUGUUUCAUUAUGACACUUCAAUUAGUAGAAGCUUUGUAGGCCCACACAUUGUAGCUGUGUACUGUCAUCUGUCAAAUAUAUCUCAGAUAUGUAGUGUAAAAGACUUCAAACUGGAGUGAAACGGAAUAUUGAAAACCUGAAAAGUCUUUUAAGCAGUCAGUAUGCCGGGGCUAAUGGCAAGUGUGUUUCCGUAGCCCUUUGAUUCUUUGAAUUCCAGUAAUCACCCUCUCUGCAGAGCCAAAGAGCUACGCAGAAAGACCUGAUCAGACAUUCACACAACUAGAAGAAAAUAAUUUAUAAUUUACUGAGUCAAGCAGUUGUUUAAACAUCCAUUGGUGUUUGAACAAGCAGUGAGUUCAAUGAUCAACAUGCAUCUUUUUCCGGGUUUUAUUUUAAACUUUAAAAGGAUCUUAUAUCCAGCGAUCCAACUGACCAAUUGAUGACAAGUUUUGAUAUUAUCUUGAGAAUUAACCUGCUGUGGAGAAGCACGAAUAUACGUGUGACCAACACAGUUACUGUUUACUCUUGCUAAAUGUGACCGAGCUUUGUGAUACCGUCACACUCACAUUAAACCCUAAGAUAGCCACAUAAAUUAGGAAAAAAUAAAACACGGGCAACAAUCUAAGCGAUAAAAGAAUCGGAACAAAGCUGUGUUGCUUCAGCAAAGCUGGAAAGAGCAACUGAAGGCAGCAGGAUGUGAUGAUUCACCCAGUAUUUAUUUGAGUCAGACCUUUUCACUAGAGAUUUACAGGCUUAUCUCUCCAGCUCUGUUCAUAGGUUAUAAACUGCCCUCUCUGUGUCAUGCUCUUGUCUUAUCAUCCCACAUCAGCGUUUAUUGUUCAUUCGGUGGUAGCAUGUUGGCGUAUGAUCAGCAGUUCUCAGUGAAAUAUCCAACGAGACAGUGUUAGCAGCAGCGGUUUCAUUGUUCUGUUAGUCAGGAACACUCUACAAGUCUGCAGCCCUGAUUUUUAAAGUCAGACUUCUGUCACAUGUGUCCGUGGCUUAUGACAGGAAAUACAAGAUGAUUGUGAAAAUCUAAACAAAAAUAAACAAUUGGUUAAAAAAAUGUGGGUCUCUAAGACUACACUAUCUGGGGGGAUUCUUGUAUUGUGUUCUUGGAUGUAGCCAGAGCCUCUUUUUGAUAUAUUUACUCGACUCCUGCAUCUACUGUCUUCUACUGUUACUCGUCAUUGCACAUUAGUAUCCAAUAAAAUUGCUGCUUCUGGUUAUGCCAUCAA
Molecule: messenger RNA, 3883 nt
Organism: Pelmatolapia mariae (spotted tilapia)
Lineage: Eukaryota; Metazoa; Chordata; Actinopteri; Cichliformes; Cichlidae
Gene: nfs1
Product: NFS1 cysteine desulfurase
Exons: 13
Coding region: 242-1585 (447 amino acids)
Biological process (GO): [2Fe-2S] cluster assembly
Cellular component (GO): cytosol; mitochondrion; nucleus
Molecular function (GO): cysteine desulfurase activity; pyridoxal phosphate binding
Source: RefSeq, a predicted model, not a curated record